AGCAACAGAUUCACAAUGUUAUAAUGUUCCGAAUGCUUCAGAGAUCACAGCUAUAAUAGUGGGUGACAACUAUAGUAAGGCUGGAUUAUCUAACCAAGAUAUUAUUCUUUAUUUACAUUUAGAAGGUUUACAAUGCAUCUCUGAGUUACAUAGAGCAUAUAUUCUAUUACAUUAUGUUCUUCUUUUUCCAAGAGGUGAAGAUGGAUGGCAUCUGGAAAUUCCAAUUCAUAAUGAUGCAUCAAUAUUUUCUUCAUAUCAGGAGCAACAAGAAUUAGAUGAUGAUGAUAUUAAUCAAAAAACCAUCACUAUGAUGCAGUAUUAUUCUUAUCGACUUCAAGUAAGCAGAUUUAACGAAGGAAUAAAUAUUCAUCUUUUUGGAUGUCUUUUUUAA
Messenger RNA from Cetraspora pellucida, 391 nucleotides. The record is from the annotation of a GenBank genome assembly. Lineage: Eukaryota; Fungi; Glomeromycota; Glomeromycetes; Diversisporales; Gigasporaceae.